GAGAUACAUUAUCUGAAUUCAGUUAUUUCAUGCGGGCACUAUUGGCAGUUGAAAAGCCUGUCUAACAGGCAGUAGAAAGGUGUGACUGCUUCAAAUUUAUUGCUAAGAAUCUUGUUACAGGAAGUGGAAUACGAUUCUUACCAGCUUUAGUCGAAUAUUCUUGCAAGACAGUGAGCAACGAUCUUACCGUACGUAUUAAACAACUCAGGAAGGCUGGAUUUAGCUUUGUCUACACAACUAGACUUCAGAUUCCCAAGAACGGAAUUCCUACUGUGGAGUUGCACAACCGGAGUCAGUCACAUCAAUGCUCUUUUAAAAACAGGUUUAAAAUCCGGACUUUUGGCAAAACAGAUUAACUCGUCAGAAAUGGCUUUAACCGGUAGCCAAACGAAACCGAUGUUGAAUGAACAGCCCAAUGUUCACUCUGUACAAUAAACCAACGUUCGCCUUAAAGAUAAAAGGAAAGAAGCCAUUUCACACCAUUGUGUAACAAGGUGCAAGUCCACCGUCAAUCUAACCUAGGGGAAAUGUCCUACCAGUGAACCAAACGGAAGCAUAGCUAUAGCGGGAGCAGUCCUCAGCAUGGCAGAACCAAACUUUACAUGUAACCCUAACGACUCCUUCAAGUAUACGUUGUACAGUAGUGUGUACAGUUUGGUGUUUCUAAUUGGCCUCGUGUCAAAUUGUGUGGCUCUGUACGUCUUGAGGUGUUCCUUACAACUCCGAAACGAAACGAUAACCUACAUGACCAACCUGGCAGUGUCAGACCUGCUGUUUGUUUUCACGCUGCCCUUUCGGAUUUUUUAUUAUGUAACAAGAGACUGGCCUUUUGGGGAUUUGCUGUGCAAGGUUUCGGGAACGCUGUUUCUCACCAAUAUGUAUGGGAGCAUCCUCUUCCUGACCUGCAUCAGCGUGGAUCGGUUCCUGGCUAUCGUUCACCCUUUUCGGUCAAGGAUGCUGAGAUCGAAACGAAACGCCAUCAUUGUGUGUGUGGCCGUGUGGGUGACAGUGCUCACCGGAAGCGUGCCAGCAACCUUUUUGCAAACCACCAACAACACAGCCAAUCAAACCAAGACCUGCUUCGAGAACUUCUCCAGCCAGGCUUGGAAACACUUUCUGUCGAAGAUUGUCAUAUUCAUUGAGAUCGUGGGCUUCUUUAUUCCUCUGCUGUUGAACAUCUUCUGUUUCUCAAUGGUGCUUAAGACUUUAAAACAACCCAUUACUCUUUGCCGAAGCAAGUUAAACAAGAAAAAAGUUCUCCGCAUGAUUGUGGUCCAUUUCCUCAUUUUCAUCACCUGCUUCGUGCCCUACAAUGUAACUCUGGUGAUGUAUUCACUGGUAAGGACUGGAACAGUGGGAAACUGCUCUGUAGUGACCGUAGUUAAAGCAAUGUACCCCAUUACGCUAUGCUUUGCCGUAUCCAACUGUUGUUUUGACCCAAUUGUGUAUUACUUCACUUCAGAAACCUUUAAGAAUUCCAUCAAGCGAAAGUCCAAGUCACUACGGCUGGACUCGGACUUUGAGGCUUCGCACUCUACCAACUUCCUCAAUAGUACCGUAAGAACACUAAAAUCCAAAAUGCUCAAUUCAGAGUCGACUGUUUAAGAUCUCUGUGGCAGGUUUUUGUCACCAAAUAAAUUCUGAACCAAUUAUAAAUGUCGAUAUCUGGUAGAAUCACAGAAUCCAUACAGUGUGGACACAGGCCUUUCGGCCCAAUGAGUCCACACCCAGACCCAUUCCCCAAC
This is a messenger RNA of Chiloscyllium plagiosum (whitespotted bambooshark), 1745 nucleotides long. RefSeq names its product lysophosphatidic acid receptor 6-like. The record is from RefSeq and is a predicted model, not a curated record. Lineage: Eukaryota; Metazoa; Chordata; Chondrichthyes; Orectolobiformes; Hemiscylliidae. Gene Ontology annotation, cellular component: plasma membrane. Gene Ontology annotation, molecular function: lysophosphatidic acid receptor activity. Gene Ontology annotation, biological process: phospholipase C-activating G protein-coupled receptor signaling pathway; positive regulation of Rho protein signal transduction.